AUGACCACCCCCAUCACCGAAUUCAUAAUCCUCACUCUCAAGAACCACGCCACCUCCCCCUCGGAGCCCCCAGCAGCCUGGUCCGACGUCACCGGCACCCUAAAGUCAUUGCCGGGCGUCAACGCCGUGUACACGGGCACCCAGCUCGAGGACCCCUCCAAGACGGUCCUCGUCGUCGAGUGGGCCUCGCCCGCCGCCUUCUCCGCCUUCGCCGCCUCCGAGUCGUACACGCCCUGGUUCGCCUCCCUCAAGGCCGUCUCCGCCCACGCGUCCCCGGACAGCCCGGGCAUCGCCCCGCCGCUCUUCUACAAGGUCCCCUUCACGGCCGACUCGGACCCGGCCGCGGUCUUCGGCGCCCCGUGCACCGAGGUCUUUGUCGCCUACGGCGUGGACGACUCCUUCGUGGGCCGGACGGCGGAGUUUGUCAAGGGCCUGGUGGAGGGGAGGGCCUCGGUGGACGGGUUCCACGGCCACGCGUACGGCGAGAUCUCGACGCCGCUUGCCGUGGAGGGGUCCGGCGACGGGGAGAAGGGGCCCGCGGUGACGCUGUUGCUGGGUGGGAUAGCAAGCAGGCGCAUCUUGAUGCCAAGGCCAAGGCUGGACCGAUAUCCGACAAUAUUCACCUGUUGA
This is a messenger RNA of Colletotrichum spaethianum, 630 nucleotides long. RefSeq lists its product as uncharacterized. The record is from RefSeq and is a predicted model, not a curated record. Lineage: Eukaryota; Fungi; Ascomycota; Sordariomycetes; Glomerellales; Glomerellaceae. The transcript has 2 exons. The coding region runs from base 1 to 630 and encodes 209 amino acids.